GUUGUCAAGUCGUCGACAGCAAAACUUUUUUCGAUGUUUCCGAAAAGUUGUUUCCAAGUUCUAUUUAUUGUGAUUACCUAGAGAUAUUUUGUUAAUGACACAGCCUUUAUCUCUAAGCCCGUGUAGACUAUUCGUAUUUGUGAUAAAACUUGAUAUGUAACUGUUUUUCGUUUGUGUAGGUGGCUUUGGCUACCUGUAGAUACCAUUGUUGUUAUACCAAUGUGAAAGUGUAUAUUCGCAUAAAAUUUAGAUCCCAUUGUUUUAAUCUUUCCGGGUAACUGUUGGGAAAAAGUACGUGCGACUUGUGUGCGAUAAUAUCAAGUUAAAAUGCUAUAAGGUUUUACUUAUAGUGACUGGAUAGUGACAGAGAAAAAAGUACUUCAAACAUCACAAUCCUGAACAUUAUGGCUUCAGAAGAACAUGUUGGUCUACUGUCUUCAGACGAGGGCGGCGGCAGCUCGGACUCGCCGGACAGCAGCGAGGACGAGGUGACGGAGCACGUGCGCGCGCCGCCCGCAGACAUGUGCGCCGCCAGAGCACAGGUGCCCACCAUCAGCGUGACGCCGCACAGCCCGGGCGUGCUGGACGACAGCCUGCAGCAGCUGCGCCGCCUGCACCAAGCCGUGCAGCGCAUGCGCGCCGCGCCGCUGCCUCUACUGGGAAGCGGCUCCAGUCGGCUCAGUACAUCGUGCCCGUCACUCUGCAAGGACGGCCAACAGGAGGCAGAAUGUUCCUCGCCAACACACCUGGACUUGUAUCCUAGUCGGAAGGGAAGUGGAGUAUCAUUCGCGGGCGACUACCGAUGGGGCUGGGAGUCGCGCGACGAGGGCCGGCGCUCCUCCUGGGCCGCGCUGGAGCCCGGCGCGCGCCCGCCCACAGCCACGAGACAGAGGAACACUCUAAACGGGCACAGUGCGUCGCUAUCGUCGAUGGAGUCAGAAGGGGAAGUCCCACGACCCGUGCGCCACUCCACACACUCGCUCAACGACAAUGAUCUCGCUAAAGACUUCGAAAAAGUAACCGCCGCCCUCCGCGCCGGUUGCCUAGCAACAGAGCCGCCGGCCGUCGACACUCGGUUAACCGCUCGACUGCCGCUGCAGAAGAGUGUGUCGACCCCGAGUAUUGUGGCGGCGGUGCAGCCGGCGUUGCCUACGCAGACUAUCUUGUCCGCGGGCGCUGACAGCGACACUUCAGACGACGACACGUCGGCGGCGACAACUGGGGCUGUGGCACCGCCGGCCAGACGCAACAAUACCAGACAAGACCACCUGGGUAAACAUCGACUAGCCUUCCUUGAACAAGCUGCCUAUGACCACCAUGCAGAGAAACGACGGAAAAGGGGAAGCCUAUUCUUCAGGAAGAAGAAGGACAAAUCCCGCAAGGCGUCCCACGUAUGGCAGGCGGCCGGCGCGGGCGGCGACUGUGACUGGUGCAACCGGGCGCUGUCUGACAAGCCGUCGCUGUACUGCGAAAAUUGUACAAUGACGGUGCAUCAAAACAUAUGCAAGGACUACAUAGUGGAGUGCAAUAAACCUAAAACAUCUAAGACAUCAGUUGGCAAAUCGCUAAGCGCAAGCAGCGGCAAAAGCAGCAAACGAAGCUCGGUCUCCGGCCAAUCACAGACCAAUAGCACUAGUCACCUAUGCAAUGAUGACAAGGACGGAUCAGAUCACAAACACGAUCAGAGCAAUGCAUCAGACGAAGCCGGCAUGUCGUCAUGGGCUGAAGCGACCAUCACGGCAGAGCAACUGGGGGACGAGGCUUUAGCUCUCGGAUUAGCACUGGUAGAGGCGGAUACUUGGGCGGCCGCCGCGCCUAGCGGACUCGCCAGACAACUGGGCGACCGAGAGACGAAGCGACAGGAGCACAUCUACGAGCUGAUACUGACGGAGAAGCACCACUGCCUCACCAUACGACUCAUGCAGAAGAUGUUCGCCGAAGGCAUGAUGCGAGCCGGCGGCGUCACCGCCUCGCAAAUAGGGCGCAUGUUCCCGUGCCUCCACGAGCUGUGGGCGCUACACUCGACCUUAUUGACGCGGCUGCGCAACCGACAGAAGUGCUCGCCCCACAUCGCGUCUAUUGCCGAUAUAUUGGCGGAUACGUUCUCGCAUCCGAGUGCUGAGAAGUUUAAGCAGGCUUAUGGAGAAUUCUGCGCGCGCCACCGCGACGCAGUGGAAGUAUUCAAGGAGUGUUGCGCGAGAGAGCCACGACUCGCCCGGUUCAUUAGGAAGUGCCAGCAAAACCCGCUGCUUAGGAAGAAGGGCGUCCCAGAAUGCGUAUUAUUCGUGGCACAACGGCUAACAAAGUACCCGCUUCUGCUGGAACCGUUGUUGAAAACGGCGGGCGAAGAUGUGGGGGAGAGAGAGCUGCUGCAACGAGCCUUGUGUGGGGUUAAGGAGGUCCUAGUAGACGUGGACAACCAAGUGGCGGCGAAAGAGAGAGAAGACAGAAAACUGGAAAUCUACCAUCGCAUAGACGCUAAAUCAUUCGCGCACUUCAGAGGAAGGAAGUUCAAGAAGUCUGAUAUUUUGCAGGGGAAUAGGAGUCUAAAGUUCGAAGGCGUAGCCACAAUGAUGCAGGGUCGCAGCAAGAUGCAGACAUUACUAGUGAUAGUGCUCACCGACGUAUUGUUCUUCCUCAUUGACAACAACAACAAGUAUACGUUCUUCACUCCGGAUAAUAAGACGGGCGUAGUAUCCCUAGUAUCGCUACUAGUGCGAGAGAAGGCCGGGGCCGAAGGAAGAGGUCUUUACCUGAUCUGUAGCGGGCCUUCCUCACCAGAGAUGUUCGAACUUAGAGUACACCGGCCUAAAGACAUCCACGCCUGGAUUACCAACGUUAGGGCGGCAGUGCAAAACUGCCCAGCGGAAGCGGAAGAAUCGGAAGCGGGCGCGCACGCCAUCUCGGCAGAAGAACGACAGAGGCAGCUGGAGGCUAGACACGAGAAUAUCACGCUUAUUACUGAGGCAUUAAGGGCGAAGGAUCGAGAGCACGCAACGAUAUUAGAAGAGAAAAUGGCACUACACAUGAAAAUGGUCGGACAUACUGGCGGGUCCACACUUGAACUUACUAACCCAGGAGUGGCGGCAUACCCAGGCGGCCUAGUGUUCCCAGACUACGUGCGUCUAGCGGCGCCCACACUGGACACACAUGCGCUGUGGCAGGAGGUCUGCAAGGUUGUCAAGGACGCGCUAGAAUGCUCGAGCACGGCGUGGGGCGUCAGCGGCGGGCUCGGCCGAAGCACCAGCUCCGCCGGCGAGCGGCAUUCAGUCGCCUACGAGUCACCCGCUUUACCACGGCGAGCUGAUACCUUCGCCGGGUUUGACAAGACGAGGCAUCGAGGCGUAACCCUCCGCAUGUCAUCGGAAACGCCGGAAGACCAGCCGGAAACCAGUUCCAACCUGAAACCGGAACCGGAAGCGGACGGCCCGCGACUCAUGUCCGACCAACAUGGCGCGGACGCGGCGCUGAAACUGCAACACGCUGUAUAUACGCUGACCUGCAUUGUGUGGCAGCAUUUGACUACUAUACAUAGUCUAGAAGCCCAACUCUGCGCCUGGCGCUCCUGCGGCACAACCCCCGCCCCGCCCCGCCACGACCAACUAGAGGAGCUCCGCUACGCACAAGCACAGCUCACCGCCUCCCGCGCCGCCUGGGACGCGCAGCGGGCCGCGCUGCAGCAGGCCAGCGCCCACGAGCGCAGACAGCUAGAGAUCGCGCGGGCCGAGUUGGCGGAACAACAGAAAGACGUGGAACAACAAAGGGAGCGACUCUACCGACGGCUGGAGAGGCUGCAGCAACACGGUUCUCAAGAGGAGCUAGUGACGGUGGGCACUCUAUCACCGGAUUCUAGCAUCAGUGAUACCACCAAACGGAAAGAACCCAAGUGGCGAAGUAACCGCGGCUCCACGGGUUCUGAAUCCUCAGCCUCCGUCGCCCGAGCGCUGCCGCCGCCGCAGCUGUUGUCGGCACAGAACGAAACCAAGGCCACGCCACGAGUCAAUACCAUCUCUCAAAUAGUGAAGCAGCAGCUCCCACUGAAGCUAGCCAGCGGCAAGACUGCGGCCCCCGCGACCAACCCGCCCCCGUACCACCGUCUGCACGAGUCUCCUAGCGAUCUGAGUGGUGGUCUAGUGGUGUCCCACUCUCGCACGGGCAGCUCGCCCGCGCCGCUGCCGUCGCAGCAGCCGCCUCCUAACAACAAGGCCACCAGGACAAACACGUACCCAAAGCUGCCAGACAAAUUCCGAGUGCGUUCGCCCGAGCCCGCCCCGCCCGCGCCCUCCGAAGAAGAGGUCAUCUACUUCUGACAAACAACUAGGGACAAGCCGCAGACGAGGUCCUGAGACUGCCUGCUAGCCUAGUGUGCUGCCCUGGUACUUUCUGCACACAAGGACUGUCAACUAGACUAGAUUAUAUGCUGCCUCCUAGUGUUUUGUGCGAUCCUGGUACUUUCUGCACACAAGGACUAACAACUAGAUUGGAUAAUAUGCUGCCUCCUGGUGUUUUGUGCGACCCUGGUACUUUCUGCACACAAGGACUGUCAACUAGACUAGAUUAUAUGCUGCCUCCUGGUGUUUUGUGCGACCCUGGUACUUUGAGAAGAUUCGGAUUAUCAACUAGACUGGAUAAUAAAGGCUGCCUUCUGCUGUUUUGUGCGAUCCUGGUACUUUCAGCACGCUCGGACUAACUAGACUGGAUAAUUUGCUGCCUCCUGGUGUUUUAUGCGAUCCUGCUACUUUGAGGUCUUUCAGCAUCGUACUCAACGGACGCAUCGCACUCACUGCCUGGCAUUGCUGCCUCCUGGUUUAUUUUGCAACCUAGUAGACUUUUGGUGGACACACUCUGACUAUAACACUUACUCCAAUCUAACCUCGAUUAAAUAUUAAUCUUCCGAAAAGUUUUGAGAAGUCUAGUAUUUUGUAAGACAAAAUCGUAUUUUAUAGUUGGAAGGAGUAUCCAGUCAUAAGCAGCCAAAAAAUUCCGGUGUCUAGGGUGUCCUUGUACAUUGGAAGGUUACGUUCAUAGCUUAGUAUGCUGCCCUAUUACUUAAAAAGUCAUAAUAAGGCUGAUUUAGAAACAACCCAUCUAAGAGCUAACAAAACCAGAAAGGUAUAUCUCUUACUUACUAUUUUCUGGAUGUCGAGCUUUCAUUAUAGUCAGCUUAAAAAAGAGUUCGAUAAAGUUUUGUUCCGCAUCUAAGUAUUAACCUAUGUUCAAUAGCUUCAUUUGAAAAUAGUUCUUCGUUGCGAUAUCUAUGCCACUAAUUGUUCGCCAUUUUCAACACAGAUUUAACUAAAACAGUAUAAGAGCAACAUCGCUGAUACUAAGGGCGACUUGCACAAACAUAUUAAAUCUAGAUUUAGCGUUAAA
Molecule: messenger RNA, 5373 nt
Organism: Plutella xylostella (diamondback moth)
Lineage: Eukaryota; Metazoa; Arthropoda; Insecta; Lepidoptera; Plutellidae
Gene: cyst
Product: rho guanine nucleotide exchange factor 18 cysts
Biological process (GO): regulation of Rho protein signal transduction
Molecular function (GO): guanyl-nucleotide exchange factor activity
Source: RefSeq, a predicted model, not a curated record